AUGUCUGUCGUCAAUGUCGCAGGUGGAACUGGUGGAGGUGGUGGUCUGAAUGGGGGUCAUGGAGGUGAUGGUCAUGGCCCACAGAUCUAUGUGACUGGAGACUAUACCCACAUACAUGGUGCAGCAAACACAGAGUUCCAAGAAGACAUGUAUCUAAUCAACUGGAUCUCGCCAAUCAACUUCUUCCUUCGGCAUCAGGCUAUCUCUGAGAUCAGGAAGAAGAACACUGGAGACUGGCUGUUGGAGCAUCCAGAAUUCGUGAAAUGGAAAUCAACAACAGGAAGCAUACUUUGGUGUACAGGCAUCCCUGGAAUGGGGAAAACAGUGCUGGCAUCUAAAGUGGUGGACUAUUUUUCCCAGCUUCAACAGCUGGAUUCUGAAAUUGGAGUGGCUGCAGUUUAUCUGAACUUCAAGGAGACAGAGAUCCAAACUGAAAAGAAUCUUGUGGCAGCUAUCUGGAGACAGCUCAAGAUAAAUAAGGAUAUCUUACAGGCCAGAGAUCUCUACAACUCCCAUAGGGAAAAGGGCACCCAUCCCAGCUUAUCUGAGAUCCAAAAGCUUGUUUCUUCACUAUCAGCUACUUUCAGAAUUGUCUAUAUUGUGGUGGAUGCAAUGGAUGAAUACCAGCAUGGUGAAUAUCAUCCAUUACUCACACAAUUUCUCCAGUUUGGAGGGAAUGUGAACUUGAUGAUAAUGUCAAGGCCUCAUCUAGUUCUGCCCUCCCAGUAUUCAAUGACUAUGAUAGCAUUGCAGGCAAAUGAAGAAGAUAUAAAAUCAUAUGUCACAGCAGAGAUAGACCAGCAUCAAACUCUUAGGGAGUUUCUGUCUGAAGAUAUUGAUCUUAGAGAGGAAGUGAUUAACAAAAUGAUUAUCAAGGCUAAUGGCAUGUUCCUGAUGGUCCAGCUACACAUCCAGCUUUUAAGUACUGUGCUAACAGUGGAGGCAUUGGAGCAAGCACUGGAUGAUUUGCCAGAUGAUCUGGACAUUGGAUAUAGCCGAACCAUAGAGCAUAUCAAGCAUCAACCAGCAAAGCAAGCAGAGCUUGCAAUGCUUGCUCUGGGAUGGGUUUCACAUGCCAGAUAUCCACUGACAGGAUCUGAACUGCAGACAGCACUUGCUAUGACAACAAAAACUACACAACUGCCUAGUUCUAAGCAGCUGGUUAGAAUUGGCUAUAUCAUCAAGAUAUGUGGUGGGCUCAUUAUCCAGGACAAGUCCUCAGAUAUACGGCUUGUGCACUAUACAGCCCAGGACUUUCUAGAGAAAAUCAAAUAUGCCCCAUUUUCAGAUAUGCAUAUCAGGAUCACACAUAUCUUGUGUAUCUAUUUGGGACUGGUCCCCCUGACUGCUCAGCGAAAUAUAGACGAUUACUAUCUGGUUCAGCAGAAGUAG
This is a messenger RNA of Mycena indigotica, 1392 nucleotides long. RefSeq names its product Ankyrin repeat-containing protein. Lineage: Eukaryota; Fungi; Basidiomycota; Agaricomycetes; Agaricales; Mycenaceae. The coding region runs from base 1 to 1392 and encodes 463 amino acids. The record is from RefSeq and is a predicted model, not a curated record. The transcript has 8 exons.